Molecule: messenger RNA, 3146 nt
Organism: Archocentrus centrarchus (flier cichlid)
Lineage: Eukaryota; Metazoa; Chordata; Actinopteri; Cichliformes; Cichlidae
Product: regulator of G-protein signaling 8-like
Exons: 5
Coding region: 158-682 (174 amino acids)
Source: RefSeq, a predicted model, not a curated record
UCCUGAGCGGUACAGUUUCACACAAAUACACACCAGCAUUGGCUAGACGGAGGCUGCGUUCUGCCAAAAGGCACGUUGGGGAUAGGCAGUUAUAAAAAAGAAGGGGGAGAAAGAGUCCAGCAGCUCUCUCACACCGGACUCAAGCAGGAUUUGCACCAUGAAGACCAGACUAGGUUGCCUGUCCCACAAAUCUGACUCCUACAAUGACUUCUCUGAGUUCCUGCCUCCCGCCCACGAGACCACAGCCAGGUGUCUGAAACUAUCAACGGAUGAAGUUGUUCGAUGGUCUGAAUCCUUUGAUAGCCUCCUCACUCACAAAUAUGGGCUGGCAGCUUUCCGGACAUUUCUCAAGUCAGAAUUCAGUGAUGAGAACAUUGAGUUUUGGAUGGCCUGUGAGGACUACAAAAAAAUAAAGAGCUCAGCUAAGCUGGUGUCGAAAGCAAACAAGAUAUUUAAGGAGUUCAUUGAGGUUCAGGCACCAAGAGAGAUUAACAUUGACUACCGUACCAGGGAGAGGACUAAGCAGAGCCUGACGGAUCCCAACCCAACCAGCCUCAAUGAAGUCCAAGGUAAAAUCUACAGCCUCAUGGAGAAAGACUCCUACCCACGGUUUCUCAGGUCCAAAAUGUACCACGAUAUAGUCAACAGGGCACAAGCACGAGGACAACGAAGGUCUGUUUGACAAGCAGUGGCAAUAAAACUGGACCUCUACUGUAGAUCAUUUAUCCUUUGAAAUCUCUUAAUACUGUGAAUCUGCAAGGAUGGGGUGACCUACUUGACUGUUUCCUUUGUCAAUACCAGCUCCAUGCAUGCAAUCCCUCUAGAUAAAACGUGUCUCUGUGGACUGCAGUAUACAGUACAAAGAGUUUGGAUGAUUAUAAGCUAAUGGUUUGCUGAGCAAUCUGAAAAUAUUAAAAUAAAAUGCCCGUGUCAUGCAAUAAUGAUAUUUAUCACAAUAUUUGUUAUGUUUUGUUAAUUCUGGAGCUAUGUUGCUUAUUUAUUUUUUAAAUCAAUCAUGCACUAAGUGAUUAAAUGUAAGACCACAAUGUGUAAAAUUAAAUGGAAGCAAGAGAUAUAGCUUUAAAAGGGCCCUGGUGAACAAAACUCAUAUUAAGGCACAUUUCCAAUAUACCAAUAAAGAAAUCAAAUGAGUUCUGAUCAAAAGGUCCUGGAAGCAAAAGCCAUGAUAAGAACUUCUUAUUUAUUUCAUUUUAUUUGAGCUUAAAUCUGCCCAUCAAGCUCAUCUCCAUGUGCACCUCUGGAUGUUGCUAUUGUUAUCCCUACAUGGAAGUACAGUUCUGACCAACUGCAUUUGUGCACCUGUGUUUUUUAUAGGCAGCGUCAGAAAUUUAGAUUAUUCAUUGUGUACCUCAGUGACUGCAGUUGGUCUGGAACUUGUACAUUUCCAAAGCUGUUUGGUUCGGUGUAGGUUUAAAGGAGAGCUCAGCGGUUGAGUAUGGAUUGUUUUUGCUGUGAUAAUAAACAAAAAAAGGUUAUGGAAAAGUCAGAGUUACUGGUUUGAAAUGAAAAGUGGUCUGCAUGUUAUAUGUUUUCCAACUAAAGCAUCCACCUCAGCCUCUCCCUGUGGACUUUCCAGCUCUGCAUCGCCCUUUUUUCUUAUUUGCUUCCAUUAUAUUACUCUGCCAAGUAGAUGCUGCUAUCACCAUGAAACAUGGAUCAUAUCAAGCUGCACAAAGGAUCUGUUGGGUCCCUUUCUCAGGGACUUUUUAAAAAUGAUGGUUCAUAUAUUUUGGGUCAGACUAUUUGCCAAAUUGUUUUUUUAGUUAAGCUUAAAUUGCCCUUCACACUACAGUGUGCCGCGUAUACAUUUCCAAAUAAAGGUGAUUUAUUUUUUCUUUAUACACUUUAUUUUCUGUCCUUUAGAUAGAGUGUACUGGAUUUACUCAAGCCUUUGCAUUGAGUACUUUUGAUAUACUUUAUCACUGUUGUGGUAAUUAUCAUUAUUGCUUUAUUGCUCAGCCCCGCCACUACUUGUCUUACCGUCUCUGUGAAAUAGACACUGUUGUAUGCAGGUAAUUAGACCUGUUGUGGUAGUUUGUGUGUUUACAAUAAACUGCUAAGUGAGUGACCACUUAAUAUCUGAAACUGUGCCAAAAUAAUGAAUUGCACUUAGAUGUUGUUAUCGCAUAAUACUGUGUAUUUUAAACUGCAGGUAUUCUGUCAGAGCAGAGGUUAGCGUCUCUGUUCAAACUGCUGCAUGCGGUUCAUGCAGUGAUUGAUUCCUGGAUGAUUCUCUUCAUCAUAUCUGGUGGUUUGGUUCAUUUAAGCGAUGUCACUGAAAAUUAGUCAUUAAAUGUAACGAGUUUCUUUUGAUUAUCGACAACAAAAAAGUUUCUAAGUAAAGUUAAAGAGUAAUUAAAAUCCCAUUCUAAAAAUGGAAAUUACAGUGGGUACCUAAUUAACUAAAACUGCAGUAUAAACAGCAGAUGUUUCACCUGUUGAUGAUCUUCCAGUGAAUACCAUCCAAUCUUUUCUGAAAAUAGUUUUCUGCAUGAUGCAAUACUCAUAAUUACUAUUUAUGUAUUCUUAAACAUGUACAGUAUGUUCCAAAAAUUACUGCAGAUAACUUUAUUCACCAUAUGUCAGUGUGCUCCCUCAGCAUUUGAUGUGUUCCCCUAGAAUUAGAUGUGCUCCUGAACAUAUCAAUCCUUUCAAUAAAUUAAAUGAUAAACUUUCCUGAGCACUUAAAGAGUGGUAAAUAUUUUCUUUAGUGCAUGUGUACCACAUAGGCCUGUUUGAACUGGAUUUAAAAAGUCAAAAAACAAAAGCAUAUGUAUGGUAUGUUACUGUGCUCCACAUGAAUGUAACCCCCCCCCCCCCUUCUGUUUUUCAUUAAAAAAAUUAAACUGCAUUUUUUUUGUUGUGCACUGUGACUUCAUUCUCAUUAUACCAAAAAGGUAUUAGAGUUAUGAAAAUGCAUUAUUCCACUGAUCAGGCACGCAGACAGACGGGCUGACCUGGUUUCCCGGCUAUUUUAUGACUGCAAUGAUAGCAGAACGAAACAUUUCUAAUAAAUGAGAAGCCACUUCUCAAUCUAUGUGAUUCACAUUUCUAUUAAAUAUAAACUUUUGAAGAGCAGAUUCAGAAUUCCAAUGUUGUUUGUGUACUUUUGUAUUAAGAUUUUG